AAUUAGAUAUGUCGACAUAUCCUGUUGAAAGCAUUAGAAACUUCAGUAUUAUAGCUCACGUAGAUCAUGGCAAAAGUACACUAGCAGACAGAUUGUUGGAAAUUACAGGAACAAUUGCUAAAACUGAUCAUAAUAAACAAGUGUUGGAUAAACUGCAAGUGGAACGUGAAAGAGGAAUUACAGUUAAAGCACAAUCUGCAUCUCUCUUUUACAGUCAUGAAGGAGCCAACUACCUCUUGAAUCUUAUUGACACGCCAGGCCACGUAGAUUUCAGCUAUGAAGUUUCACGGUCGCUCUCUGCCUGUCAAGGUGUCUUACUUGUAGUGGAUGCAAAUCAGGGUAUUCAGGCUCAGACGGUGGCAAACUUCUAUCUUGCUUUUGAAGCACAGCUUGCAAUAAUUCCUGUCAUAAAUAAGAUUGACUUGAAGAAUGCAGACCCUGAAAGAGUUGAAAAACAAAUAGAGAAGCUCUUUGAUAUCCCUGUAGAUGAAUGUGUAAGGAUUUCUGCUAAACAAGGAACAAAUGUUGAAAAAGUUCUUCAAAAGGUCAUUGAGAAGAUUCCACCACCCCAGUGUAAUACUGCUGAUCCACUGAAAGCUUUAGUAUUUGACUCCACCUUUGACCACUACCGAGGUGUUAUAGCUAACAUUGCACUCUUUGGUGGGGAGAUUCAGAAAGGGCAUAAAGUUGUGUCUGCGCACACAAAGAAAAGAUACGAAGUUCAUGAAGUUGGAAUUCUGACUCCAAAUGAACAGCCAACGCAUAAGUUAUAUGCUGGACAGGUGGGCUACCUGAUUGCUGGAAUGAAAGAAGUGACAGAAGCCCAAAUAGGAGACACACUGUUUUUGUAUAAACAGCCAGUGGAGCCUUUGCCUGGCUUUAAGUCAGCGAAGCCAAUGGUUUUUGCAGGAAUGUAUCCUGUAGAUCAAACAGAAUAUAAUAAUCUCAAAAGUGCUUUAGAAAGGCUGACAUUGAAUGACUCCAGUGUCACUGUUCAUCGUGACAGCAGCCUUGCCUUAGGAGCUGGAUGGAGGUUGGGUUUCCUUGGUCUUUUACAUAUGGAAGUUUUUAAUCAACGUCUCGAGCAAGAGUACAACAUGUCUGUUAUUGUAACUGCACCUACAGUUCCAUAUAAAGCUGUUCUUUCCUCAGCAAAGCUGAUAAAGGUAUGUUAAAUUUAAUCCAGCUUUAUGUAAAUAGCAUCUUAAAAGCCUCCUAUAAGCAUCCACACGUUGUUUGUUUUUUUUUUAAUGUUGACUAGUACUUUAUUUUGUGGUAAACAUUAGAAACACUAAUAUCUAACUUAAAACUUUUUUUAAUGCACUUUUUUAAAAAGAAUGUUAACUCCCCCUUCCCCUUUCCAUUUCAGGCACUUUUCUUUUUUGCAUCUUAUACCUGUCCUUGAAAAUGGUCAUAAAGGACCCAUUUCUUGCUGUAUUGUGUUAAGUGCAUACUGACUGGACUGACUUUAAAGCAGGGGCAAUAAUCUUCCAGGUGUUACCAGUCAGAAAACAUUAACAUUUUUAGAAAGAGUUUGUAAUGCUGCUGUAGGCUGGCAGGGGCUGGUGAAGACAAGUGAGUUUUUGAUCAGAGUGAAAUAGGCAUGUGCAAACUUUAUUGAAAAGGGUGCAAAAAAAUAAUUGCUUGAGUUUGAGAGUGAGAGGUGAACUUACAAGCACCUGCUGAAAGGAGGCUGCAAAUACCCUGGCUCAUUAUUAUCUAACAUGUAACUCUAAACACUACAGAAAAUCUGUAAAUUCCAAACAGUUUGUGUAAGAACGUUGCUGUACUUGCAAGGUGUAAGGCAUAGACCCUUUUUCUCUCCAGUUGUUUUGGUUUCUCCCUUAGGCAGUGUAGCAGCUAUGAAUGAAGUAGUUGACACCUUUGGUGCGGGGAUCGCUGAUGUGGGACACUGAUUUCAAACAGUGCUUGGAAGUUGAGUCAUUAUUCAAGAACACUGUCUUGUCAGUGGACGUGAUACCAUCACUUGCUUUGGUGUAUGUGGGAGAAUGUAUGUACAUGAUAAAAAGCAUGACCUUCCUUUUAUUCUUACUUCAGAAGGAUAACUGCAGCCCUAUUGGGAUGUUGGACUACAAGAAAUACUUGAAAGCACUUGCACAGGAAGUGAAAACUUAAAUUUCCAGGCCCACUUUGGCCUGUAAGGGAGCUUGAACCCUAAGUUCUAUUUAGAGAACAAUUUCCUCAUCACCAAACUGCAGAAUACUUGGAGCAGGUCUUUUGUUGAAGCUGUGCCUUACACCUUAUAGGAUCAGGAUGGAGUAAGAAGGAAGGUGCAUGCUCUACAGGCAAGGGAGAGAUGACAAAUGGACAGAAAGGCUUUUUUUAUUUCUAUGGAUAACUCUAGGUGGUAGUCCUAGUUCUAAGCACUUUUAAAGUUCACUGGAUAAAAUGCUUAAAAAAACAUUUUUCUAGUGAAAAUAAUUCCUAUACUUUCUAUAUAAUAAUAUUUAAAGAUAUGCUGAUCAGGGAUUUCUGUAUGUGAUAUAGAAAUCUGUUAAAAUUGUGCUUGGUAUAAAAUUGGGUUACAUAAUUGACAAGUGUUUCCAAGCAACUGAAACACUUUUUAGCCUUUUUCAAUGCUGUUUUUGUCUCCUUUUCUACUCAGUCAUCUUAUUUAUAAAAUUACGGUAUCUGUUUUUUUGGGUUUUUUUUUCAGGAGUAUGGUAAAGCAGAGAUUACUAUUAUCAACCCUGCUCAGUUUCCUGAUAAACUUUCAGUAUCUGAAUAUUUAGAGCCAACUGUUCUUGGUACUAUUGUAACACCUCAGGAAUACAU
Molecule: messenger RNA, 2796 nt
Organism: Athene cunicularia (burrowing owl)
Lineage: Eukaryota; Metazoa; Chordata; Aves; Strigiformes; Strigidae
Gene: GUF1
Product: GUF1 homolog, GTPase
Exons: 10
Coding region: 9-1175 (388 amino acids)
Biological process (GO): positive regulation of translation
Cellular component (GO): mitochondrion
Molecular function (GO): GTPase activity; mitochondrial ribosome binding; GTP binding
Source: RefSeq, a predicted model, not a curated record